Messenger RNA from Penicillium coprophilum, 678 nucleotides. RefSeq names its product HPP family protein. NCBI's taxonomy places the organism in Eukaryota, Fungi, Ascomycota, Eurotiomycetes, Eurotiales, Aspergillaceae. The record is from RefSeq and is a predicted model, not a curated record. Bases 1 to 678 code for a protein of 225 amino acids. The transcript has 2 exons.
AUGACCUCUUCGCGACUCGCGCGUCUCCCAAGGUGGAUCAGCCACUGGCUUGGCUAUCGCCCAGAGGCUGUGAAGCCACUCUCCAAAUAUGAAGUCGCUCUAUGGUCCUUUAUAACCUCAUUCUGUGGUCUAUCGGUCGUGCAAGCAAUUUUCAAUUAUUCCGACUACUUCAUUAAUCGCAAUGUACCCGGUAUAGUCGCAUCCUAUGGUGCAUCCGCGGUCCUCGUCUUCGGCGCAAUCGAAAGUCCCCUCGCGCAACCACGCGCUCUAGUCUUCGGUCACUUCUUCAGCGCCUUAAUUGGCCUCUGCGUUACCAAAUUAUUUAGCCUGAUGCCCGACCAGGCGCGAUUCGAGUCCCUGCGCUGGCUAGCCGCCUCCCUUUCCACCGCUAUCGCUAUCGUCGUGAUGCAGUUUACGGGUACUACCCACCCACCUGCUGGUGCGACUGCUUUGCUCCCGGCUACUAGUCCCGAGAUUUGGCGCCUUUCUUGGUACUACUUGCCGGUAGUUCUGCUGUCUUCGACUAUGCUCUUGGUGUGUGCUCUUCUGUUCAAUAAUUUGCAUCGUCGGUAUCCUGCAUUUUGGAUUGCGCCUACUCCGCCAAAGCCUGUUGCACCUGCUCCGGUGCCGGUGAAUACUUCAUUGGAAGAGAAGAAGGUAGCGAAUUGUCCUGUCUGA